AUGACCGACAGCACCAAGAUCGUCGUCCAGCUCUUUGCGAAAACUGAACGGCCUGCAGAAGAGUGGAAGGGAUUACGCGAGGCUGUAGUGACCCAUGUCAACUAUCUUAUCAAUGGCUACGAGGGGCCCAGCUCGCUCAGCGCCCGCUUCCUGGACCAAGCCUCUGAGGCCACAGCAGGAAGGGUCGUCGAGGUCAUUGCGAACCUCAACAGUCACGGCAAACAGGUGGAAACACUGUCGCUACGCCAAUGCAAGAACAUCACCAAUGACGACUGGUUCCAAAAGUUUUCCGCUGCCAACGAGGUAGAGAUCAUCUUGCAGCCGUACAACCUUUAUGUCUUACACAAGAAGCCUGGUCUCGCCGUCUUCGACAUGGACUCAACACUUAUCCAACAGGAAGUCAUUGACGAGCUCGCACGGGCGGUAGGACUGUACGACCAAGUGGCGGCCAUCACAGAGGCAGCCAUGCGAGGCGAAGAGCCCUACACCGAUUUCGAGGCCUCGCUACGAGCUAGAGUAGCUCUCCUGAAAGGCGUACCGAAUAGCAUAUGGGAGAAAAUGAAGCGAGAGAUCAUCACCUUUACACCAGGCGCGCACGAACUGCUUCGUACUCUGAAGAAGCUGGGUUGGAAGGCAGCUGUACUCAGUGGCGGCUUCAUACCGCUGGCCAUGUGGGUGAAGGAGACGUUAGGAUUGGAUUAUGCCUAUGCCAAUCACUUGGUGUCGGACCCGGCGCUAGAGCAACUCACCGGCGAGCUGGUGGGAGAAGCUCCAAUCAUUCAUGGACAGAAGAAACGGGAGCUACUGCUUCAGCUGGCGAAGGAGAACGGCAUCCCCACCGAGCAAGUCAUUGCGGUCGGUGAUGGCUCGAACGACCUACCCAUGAUGGAAGUGGCUGGUCUGGGUAUCGCUUUCAACGCCAAGCCAAAGGUGCAACUCGCCGCUCCCUCCAAGCUAAAUAGCAAGAGCUUGUCCGAUGUCCUGUACAUUCUUGGAUACUCCAAGGAGGAAAUAGAUACCGCUGCCGGCUCAUAG
Molecule: messenger RNA, 1035 nt
Organism: Lecanosticta acicola
Lineage: Eukaryota; Fungi; Ascomycota; Dothideomycetes; Mycosphaerellales; Mycosphaerellaceae
Source: the annotation of a GenBank genome assembly